This is a messenger RNA of Homarus americanus (American lobster), 435 nucleotides long. Its product is annotated as eukaryotic peptide chain release factor subunit 1-1-like. Gene Ontology annotation, molecular function: sequence-specific mRNA binding; translation release factor activity, codon specific. Gene Ontology annotation, cellular component: translation release factor complex; cytosol. The annotation marks the transcript as partial. Gene Ontology annotation, biological process: cytoplasmic translational termination. The transcript has a single exon. The record is from RefSeq and is a predicted model, not a curated record. NCBI's taxonomy places the organism in Eukaryota, Metazoa, Arthropoda, Malacostraca, Decapoda, Nephropidae.
AGGGAGGCGUUGGCUACAUCGUCAUCGAUGGGUCAGCGGUUGCCCUUGGAACGCUCUCUGAAAAUGGACUAAAAGUCCACCACCAUGAGAACGUGGAUAUUCCAAAAAAGCACGGCAGAGGUGGCCAGUCCGCUCCCAGGUUCCAGCGCAUCCGCCUGGAAAAGAGACAAUUGCUGGUGAAGAAAGUAAUUGCUCUCAGCGAAGAUUAUUUUCUGAAUGAAAAUAAGGCGACCGUGCAGGUUCAGGCCCUGGUGGUAGGGGGUCCUGGUCAGCUGAAGGACCAAUUGGUUGAGCGUCUCCCUCAGCUCUUGAAGAGUGCUGUAAGAUCUGUAAUAAACACCUCAUACUCCGGCCGUCAAGGUCUGAGGGAGGCCAUCAAUGGCACACGGGACCUCCGCCAGCACAUGCUUUUGGAAAAGUCUAACACUGUCCUCA